Messenger RNA from Drosophila kikkawai, 4182 nucleotides. RefSeq names its product TBP-associated factor 3 (gene Taf3). Gene Ontology annotation, biological process: positive regulation of transcription by RNA polymerase II. NCBI's taxonomy places the organism in Eukaryota, Metazoa, Arthropoda, Insecta, Diptera, Drosophilidae. Gene Ontology annotation, cellular component: transcription factor TFIID complex. The record is from RefSeq and is a predicted model, not a curated record. Gene Ontology annotation, molecular function: p53 binding; protein heterodimerization activity; transcription factor binding.
UUUAGUUUGUAGUUUGUAAAAAAUAAAGAAAGGAGCUCUGUUUGCUAAAAUAAUUAAAAAUGACAGAUAAAUAUUCAUCAGAUCUUUGUCGAAUUGUGAUUGCUCAGAUUUCGCAAACCAUAGGUUAUAAUUGUACUUUAAGUGCUCCUUUGGAACUACUACAAGAUGUUAUGCUAAAGUUUAUGCUUGAGUUUGCCCGUGACCUCCAUGGACACAUGGAACAUGCUAAUCGUCUCGAACCAAGUGUUAAGGAUGCUCGGCACAGUUUAAAAAGUCUUAAUAUUAACAUACAAGAGCUAUUGGAUUAUAUUGGUAAUGUAGAGCCAGUGGGAUUUACGCGCGAUGUACCACAGUUUCCUAUAAAAAGGGCAUCGAAUAUGAACUUUUUGAAGCCGGGCAGUGCCGAAACCCUGACGCGACCUAUACACAUCUUCGAAUAUUUGCCCCCAAUGAAGAAAUCUGAGUGCAGGGAGACUGAAAAGGCAGAAUCCACACAAAAACUGGAUGAUCUCGGUGUUAAUUCGGAAAUCUCCGAUAAACUUGGUUGUUUUAAUCAUCAAAAUAUAGAAUCCCAGUCUCCGAACCCAGCCAGAUUGUAUUUCCCUUCAUCAAACAAUAAUAGCAACGUUGACUCGGAUCAGAACCGAUCUUCCAUGUGGGAACUGAACAGUGUGGUGAUGACUACAGGCGGAUUUAUCAGUCCAGCUAUUGAAGGCAAACUACCAGAAGCCGUUGUACCAGAUAUAAUUGAGGAAUACAAAGGUCUGGAUGCACCGCCCAUAGAAUCGUUAAUUCCCCAAUCCUUGGCCGGCUCCGCCAAAUUGGAAACAUUGUCGAAAAAGAUAAAGACACCAUUGCCAGAGCUAGAAAUAGAUAAUGGCAAACAAAUAUCUGAAUCAAUAACUACAACAAAGGAGAGUUCGGAUUCAUCAUUAUUUAAUAAUAAUAAUAUACCGACGCCCAAAGCAUCAUCUAAGAAAAACAAAAAGCAGAAAGAUGACUCAAGUCGCGAUGAAAACGAUUCAAAACAAAAGGAAAAAGCCCAACGAAGAGCCAUGAAGUUAUAUCAAAAAUUAGCAAAGAAUCAAAGCAAUGAAAGUCAAAUGUUAAAUUUUAAAAAGUCGAAAAAGUCAGCUGAUGGAAAUAAGGCACAACAACUCGAAAAGCUAAUUAGAAAACAGGCUAAACAAAGGCAAAAGCAAUUAAAAGGUUUAACAAUUGAUGAUAAAAGUUUGAAUUGUAUGGAAAACCACGAAAAAAUAUUUGCACCUGAGAGUUUGGUUACAGAAAAUCCAGUAUUUGUUGAAAGUUCUACUGAGCUGAUAUCUGCUGUGCCUGCAAGCCAAUAUGAAAUUGAACAGACUUUGGGGCCUAUUUUGUCAGAAGCAAAAAAGACUUGCGAGCCAGAACGAAAUAAAUUGGAUAUAUUUAAGAAAAUAACAAAGCAGAAAACGGGUUUACCACUUAGUAAUACAAUUGGUAAACCCAUUAUAACAGGAAGCACACCUAUAAUAAGCUUACCUUCGGGGACAACCAUAACUCCUGCAAAUGCACAAACUCCAUUGCCUUCACCUUUAAUUUCUUUAAAUCCAGAGACAACAAUAAGAAAUUGUAAUAUAACGGAGUCAAGACCUUCGUCUGAAGUUAAUCCCAUUAACAUGUUAGUUAAGUCCAAAAAAAGGGGCCGCAAACCGGGUGGAAAAAAUCAAAUAAAACCAACAAAUCUCUCAACAUCUCAAUCUUUAAUUACAUUUCCCAAUUCAAUUAAUUCCGCAAACUUAUCCACUGAGCAGCCUCUUAACCUAAGCAAUUUCACAGAUCAAAAAGUGAAUUUAAUUUCAAAAAAUUUGAUUUUAAAAGAAAAGAAGGAGAAGAAAAAGGGCAAAUUAAAAUAUGAAACCCCAAGCUUAACCGGAGAUAAAAAUUCCAAUGAAAUCAAUAAGAAUAUUAUGUUCACUUCUCCAGAAAAAAUCUCUUUAACCAAAAUAAAUGUCGUUCAUGACCAGUUUGUCACACCGCCAAAUCCAACAGUUACACCCAUAUACUCCGCCAAUCAAGGAGGAGCAGGAGCAGGUAUGGUGGCAAUGCCUUUGCUGCCUCUUCUACAUUUUCCACCGCAACCUGGUUUGAUACCCUCGGGGCCACCACCUGGUCUUUUCCCUGGAGUAGUAUCUGGUCUGGUGGGAUUUGGUGGGGGUAGCAAUCCAAACAAGGUGGGAAUUCCUCCAUUUUUUGCCUUCUCCGGUCCACCUAAUACUUCUUCUGUUGCUGUCAAAGAUGACGAUGCUUCAAACUCAGACCAACUAAAAUUAUUUCGUCAGACGUCUUCCGAAAAUAGGAACUACUGCAAUGUUGCACCUUUAAUCCCACCCGACUCUAUUAAACUAACCGAAUGUGGAGAAGUAGCUUGUGUGUCUACAAAUGUGGACAGUUCAUAUGCACUGACUAUGCAAAAAGGUAAAGCUACUGGCAAUCUGGGCGACCCCAUUGAAGUCUCAGACGAAGACUCCGAUGAAGCUAUAGAAAAAGGAAGAAUGCCAGAGACACCGCAAUCAUUUCAAGAUAAGUCCCAGCUGGACUUAAGUAAUAUACUGGCCAUACCUGAUAAAAAAAUUAAGGGCCCUGUGAAAUUAAGCUUGAUAACUUCCGCCAGUUCCACAUCAGCAACCUCCAUUUCAGCCAAAUCACAAUUUUCGCCGCGAUUCCAAUUGCCCACUUUUAUGGGCGGGGGCGACAAAUUCAGUUUGGCGGGUGGAGCAGAUCUUAUACCAUUAUCACGCGUAGAUUGCGGCUCUGCAUAUUCCUCACAAAAGGUGCCCUCCAAUAGCUUGACAGCUCAGCAUUACACAAACGAUGAUCAUCAAUCGUUUUUGCCCAAAUUUCCGACUUACGAAGACAUUACCAUAACACCAACAGGAGUAGCAUCUUCGACAGAUCUCAAGCUGCGGAAGCAUCACAAAAAGCUGAAGAAAAUAAAAGAGGGAAAAGUCAAGAAAAAAAAGGACAAGAAAGAAAAAUCAAAGGAAAAGGAUCUUUUUUUUAACGGGAGCAUGUCGACCACAUCCGAUAAAAGUGACAAGAAAAAGCUGAAGAAAAAGAAAGAUAAGCAACAGACCACAUCCAUAAUCCAAAUACCCGAUGAUGACGGGGACGGGGUGUUGCCUUUAACCAACAACAUCGUCGAACGUGGCCCCGCUCCAAACUUAUUUGUGGGCGCAACUCCUACAACUGCAAUUUCCCCAAAGUCACCUCCAACUCCGAGUCCUUCUCCAACACAGAUACCAAAAUUAACACUGAAACUAAGUGGGAAAUCCACACCUUUGCCACUUACUGGUGAAACGAUGGACAACGAAACACCUCCGACUAUCCAACGGGAAAGAGAUCAUUCGCCGGAACUAGCACGCUUCUCUCCAUUGGUCACUGGUCCACCGAAAACGAAACAAUCUGACCCAAUCACAGUAACGGCAAACCCACCUCUCUUAACAAAUAUUGCAGGCAAUUCACCUGUAAAUCCUACAGUUGUACAGAUUCCUUCGUUAGUGCCUGGUCCAACGAAUGCAAGAAAUCUACAUCCACCAAUGGCAGCAUCUUCAUCCGGUUGGAUGUCAACCUCAAAUAAUAGCACUCAUACGCAUACCUCAGCCACGUCAACGCUCUCUGCCAGCUCAGUUUUAUUGCCACAACAAUUAAUGCUGAUGACAACGACGAAUCCAAAACCAAAUAUAAAUAAUUUUCCAUCAACAAACGUCGCAACAGGAACAACUGGAAGAACGCCUACCUCCAAUAGUUCAGCUGAAAACUCCUUACAAAUUGUGGAAACCAAAAAUCAUAACCGACCUUCGUCCUAUGUGGAUGCCGAAGGCAAUCGAAUUUGGAUUUGUCCCGCGUGCGGCAAAGUGGAUGACGGUUCUGCCAUGAUUGGCUGCGAUGGCUGCGAUGCUUGGUAUCAUUGGAUCUGUGUGGGCAUAACCAUUGCUCCCAAGGACAACGAUGAUUGGUUCUGUCGCGUUUGCAUUACGAAAAAGAAAGUUGGAAGUUCGGAUAAAAAAUCAAAAAAACGAAAUAAAAAAAAUAAUCUUAAAGGAAGACAACUAAAUUUUUUUGUAGAAAACAAGAAAAAAAUGUUAAAUAAAUACAGUGUAUAGCUAACUAAAACUGGCUAACUUCAAAACUGCUGCUUGC